Molecule: messenger RNA, 1591 nt
Organism: Gastrolobium bilobum
Lineage: Eukaryota; Viridiplantae; Streptophyta; Magnoliopsida; Fabales; Fabaceae
Product: aspartic proteinase-like
Exons: 13
Coding region: 2-1546 (514 amino acids)
Biological process (GO): proteolysis; lipid metabolic process
Molecular function (GO): aspartic-type endopeptidase activity
Source: RefSeq, a predicted model, not a curated record
CAUGGGAAACAAGUGCAAUGUGGUUGUGUUGUGUUUUUGUGUGUCUACCCUGUUGUUUUCUCUGGUGUCUUGUGCACCCAAAGACGGGUUGCGCAGGAUAGGACUGAAAAAGAUCAAAUUGGAAACCAAUGACCGGCUGGCUGCUCGUCUGGGGUUCAAGGAUUAUGAGUCUUUGAGGUCUUCCAUUAGAAAGUAUCAUCUCCAAAACAUCCUUGGAGGCACUGAGGACACCGAUAUUGUUGCUUUGAAGAAUUACUUGGAUGCUCAGUACUAUGGUGAAAUAGCCAUUGGUACCCCUCCACAGAAGUUCACUGUGAUUUUUGACACGGGCAGCUCUAAUAUGUGGGUCCCAUCAGCUAAAUGUUACUUCUCGAUUGCAUGUUUGUUCCAUGCCAAGUACAGGUCUGGCCAAUCAAGUACCUACAGGGAAAAUGGGACUUCUGCUGCAAUUCAAUAUGGUACUGGAGCAAUUUCUGGUUUCUUUAGCUAUGACAAUGUCAGAGUCGGUGACAUAGUUAUAAAGAACCAGGAAUUUAUUGAAGCAACUAGAGAGCCUGGAGUUACUUUUGUGGCGGCUAAGUUCGAUGGUUUACUAGGUCUUGGUUUUCAGGAGAUAUCAGUUGGAAAUGCUGUUCCAGUGUGGUACAAUAUGGUUGAACAAGGUCUUGUUAAGGAUCCAGUAUUUUCAUUUUGGCUCAAUCGUAAACCAGAAGAAGAGCAAGGGGGCGAGAUUGUUUUUGGUGGUGUUGAUCCUGCUCAUUAUAAGGGCGAACAUACUUAUGUGCCUGUGACACGAAUAGGAUAUUGGCAGUUUAACAUGGGAGAUGUACUUAUUGCUGGUAAACCCACUGGAUAUUGUGCUAAUGACUGUUCAGCAAUUGCAGAUUCAGGGACUUCAUUGUUGGCAGGUCCAACGACAGUAAUUACGAUGAUAAAUCAAGCAAUUGGAGCAUCUGGAGUUGUAAGCAAAGAAUGCAAGUCCGUUGUUGAACAAUAUGGACAAACAAUCUUGGAAUUGCUCUCGGCUGAAGCACAGCCAAAGAAGAUCUGCUCCCAAAUUGGAUUGUGCACCUUUGAUGGGACUCGUGGUGUUAGUAUGGGUAUCGAGAGUGUGGUGGAUAAGAAAGAAAGAAGAUCAUCUGGUGGCUUUCGGGAUGCUACUUGUUCUGCAUGUGAGAUGGCUGUUGUUUGGAUGCAGAACCAGCUGAGGCAGAAUCAGACACAAGAUCGGAUAAUAAACUAUAUCAAUGAGCUUUGUGAUAAAAUGCCUAGCCCAAUGGGAGAAUCAUCUGUUGACUGUGGAAAGAUCUCUUCAAUGCCUAUUGUUUCCUUUACUAUUGGUGGAAAAACUUUUGACCUUGCCCCGCAGGAGUACAUACUGAAGGUGGGCGAAGGUCCUGCAGCUCAAUGCAUUAGUGGCUUUACUGCUUUGGAUAUUCCUCCUCCACGUGGCCCUCUCUGGAUCCUUGGAGAUGUCUUCAUGGGGCGAUAUCACACGGUCUUUGAUUAUGGUAAACUGAGAGUUGGAUUUGCCGAAGCAGCAUAGAGAAUGCUCUCGUGCCUCGCAGAAUGUCAUCCGUUAAUUGCUAGU